Molecule: messenger RNA, 1083 nt
Organism: Tigriopus californicus
Lineage: Eukaryota; Metazoa; Arthropoda; Copepoda; Harpacticoida; Harpacticidae
Exons: 3
Coding region: 160-975 (271 amino acids)
Source: RefSeq, a predicted model, not a curated record
UCCGUUGAGCAAGUCGACUUCCCGUGCACUUAGUUGCCAGUUAACCCUCCCCGCGUUAGUCCUGUCAAUCCUCGUGUCUUCACCGAAAUCUAAAUCCAGCGCACUUUGAAGUUCAUAACCCCUUUUUCUCCUCCCUCGACCUCCUGGACACUGGCGACCAUGACUGCGGGCUUGAGCGCCUCCCUCCCAUUUGACGGACCCUCUUGGCACUUAAUUGAGAAAUGUAACUUCUUCAACGACUCACUUGAAAUCCACCGACUUUUCCAACAGACCCGACACGCCCCUUCCCAAUGGCCCACGGAGGAGAGUGCGACCCACAUAUGGCGGCUCAAAAAUUUCACGAAUGAAAAGUCCGUGACGCCAGGCCUGCGGGUUAACGGCUUCCUGCCCUGUAUGGAUUUGUCGUUAGCCCAAGGAGCUCCGCUAGCACAGGCCGGUGUGGUGGGUUCUCGACCCGGUCCUUCCGGUUCUGUGGGUUCGGUCGGUUCCUGGACCGGUAAGGCUCGGGGUAGCAAAUUAUCGCUCAAUGCUCCCGAGUUUGUACCGAAAGCCAGUAGUGGCUCGGCCCCGGUCUCACCCCGCCGGACUGAUUUUGAGACACUAGGCAAUAAAUUCACGCCCUUACCCUCGCGACCCGGCAUGCGUUGUCCACGAGGAGGUCGAAAGGCGUUUCGCGGGUCAGUCGCCCCACCCUCUGCUUUGUUGACGAAAGCGACAUCGGAUGGCUUCACCACGUCGUCAUCCUCGGAUGAAUCGUCGAGCUCGGCCCAACGAUCGCGCGAGAUCCUAUUGCCCGAUGAAGGUUGCGUGUAUUGCUCGCGAAGAGGCUACGAUUUGGACAUGAUUUCGUCGCAUUGUUUGCGCCACCCCAUUACUCAGGCCAUUAUCUGCCCGAAUCUCAAAGGACGCUUAUGCCCACGAUGCGGGGAUCAGGGUCGACAUUCUCAUACGGAGACAGAGUGUGUGAACCUGUGAUACGCCCUCCGAAAUGACGAGCAUUUGUCCCCCAGUUAUUGACUUUUACAGUAUUGUACGUAUUCCCUCGACCCGCGCGAUUUUAUCGAAAUAAACGAUGAACUUGGA